CUCAAGACGCAACUAGUAAGAGAGCAAAUCCAGUUCUCACUCUUCGCUGGAUCAUUUCCCUUAGGAUUCUUGUUUAUUUUUUUACCUCUUUAUGAUCUAGUGCAUGGUUUCAACUUGAUUCUCCAAUAUAAUCAGAGAGGUAUGAGGCUAUGAGCAACCCAAUGAGGCCAAGGGUGAUGUUUCAUUUGGUUUACGACAGGGGCUAACCAAAUACCCAGUUUCUUUCAAAGAAAUAUAUUUUUCCUAAUUCCCAUCGUCCAUAUAUACUAUAUACAUAUAUAUAUAUGGUUCCUUUUUUCAUAUCACAAUAAGUUCAUCUGUGCUUUAAUAUGGAGAUUGAACUAUCUUUUGAGUGAUUUUUCAAGCCCUUAUACUCAAACUUUUCUUUACACCAUAUAUUCGAUUCUUUGCUAAUAUAUAUAUAUAUAUAUAUAUAUACACUUAGCUAGCUAUAUUGAUCUGGUGAGUCUUUGUACUGUUCGACAAAAAAUGGAUGUAAUUACCAAGGAAAAAGGAAAGAAGGGGCUGAUCAUCAAGACAUGGGAGCGAUGCAAAUCCCUCGGACGAGGCCGGAAGAGGUCGUCGUCGGGACCCGUGCUUGCCUUGACGGUGAAAAGCAGAUCGUGGCCUUCCAUCAGCCCCUUGCUACGAGAAGAGGAAAAACUUGCAAGGAAACGCCGGGUUGCUCCUGAGGGCUGCUUCUCGGUCUAUGUUGGACCUCAAAAGAUGAAGUUUGUGAUCAGAACAGAAUAUGCAAACCAUCCCCUGUUCAAGUUGCUGCUCGAAGAGGCCGAGUCCGAAUAUGGCUACGAUAACCAAGGCCCCCUUGUCCUUCCUUGCAACGUUGAUAUCUUUCUCAAAGUGUUGUUGGAAAUGGAGGACGGCCAUGAAAUUCAGAAAGGAUGCAGUUUUAAGCGUCACGGCUCUUACCACCUACUCAGUCCAUCUCGAAUGAUUGCCAUAAAUCAGUUUUAAAUGAUCUCUGCCCCUUUUCUGAUCUCUUUUCUUGUUGGAGUAGUUUUGUUUAAGUGUUUGUUUCAAAUAGGUUGAUGUGGGACUGAGUGAUCAAGACCGAGACGAGGAUUAUAAGCAUGAAACAAAUCCAAGCUGCAUGCCAUCUGAUCUGUAAAUUUAUUAACUACUUUUAUGGAUUUUUGCUGGUUUGUUGUACUACGCCGACUAUCCAAGUCUGCAUUUCAUCUC
Juglans regia (Persian walnut) is the source of this 1203-nucleotide messenger RNA. Its product is annotated as auxin-responsive protein SAUR71-like. The record is from RefSeq and is a predicted model, not a curated record. The transcript has a single exon. NCBI's taxonomy places the organism in Eukaryota, Viridiplantae, Streptophyta, Magnoliopsida, Fagales, Juglandaceae. Bases 490 to 975 code for a protein of 161 amino acids. Gene Ontology annotation, biological process: response to auxin.